GUCUCGCCCAAAAAUGGCUGUGGAGAAACAGUUAUGAAGAUGUGUCGAUCUACUCACCUAAUUAAUGUGGCGCAUGCUCCAAAUUAACCGAGAGUCCUCUGAUCGAGCCGGAGGACAUUUCUGGAAGGUGAGAGGAGGGCUGUGGAAGGAGAAGAGGAGGAAGAAGAGGAUUGUGGGCCAUCUUUGGACAGCAAAACUGAAGAUUCUUUUGACAAUGUUUCCCAGAUUCUCCAACUCAUCAGAGAAACAGCUGCUAUAUCAGAGAAACCCUCUCUAUGGCAGGGAAAUGAGAGACAGCUCCUCCAUCACAUGACACGCGCUCUGAAGUCUGGAUUUACAACUGGUGCCUUUGUUGAACACAAUGAUCUUCAGUGACACUGUGGCAGGCAUGAAAACCCAAGAGCAUCGUUCCAGCCCUCUGAAAUCACAUACACAAAGUGAUGCACGACCCCACUCUCAAAUGAAGGGUCUCCAGUUUCGCAGCAUUGCCCCCAAAGCCCCAGCAGUGGUUCCAUCCUCUGCUGUUCUAUCCUGCCAACCUCCCCCAGCCCUUCCAGAAGCAUCCACGGCUGUCAGCCCAAAAUCCAUACUUGUCCCUGCCCAAAACUAUGCACUCAUGCAGGUGGCCGGACAAGAGGGGACCUUCUCGUUGGUGGCCUUACCUCAGACACAACAGCAACAGCCAAUCCAGAAGAACCUUAAGCUGCCUAUUCCUAGAUACCAACCAGUGCGAAGCAAGAGCGCUCCAGAAAAAGGCAGUAGCAAGAUACCGAGUCCAGCCAAGGUUUCUGCAACCAUACAAGCUCAAUUACCUGCUGUGAAAUCAGAACAGAAUUCAGACUCAGAGCAGCUUGUUAUGAUCGAUGCUCCAACUUCGUCUGAAAUCAACCCCUUGCUCCCAGGUUCGCAGACAGAUCGAAAAGUGGAACAAAAAAGCGAUGCCGGUCCACUUAAAAAUCAGCAUGGAACCCCCCUUGUUGCCCCUGUCAAGAAAAUCUCAUCGGUUAAAACCCAAAUUGAAGGUCAAGCCUCGGCUGGCAGUGCCAUCACGGUCCUCUCACCCACUAUCUUUAGCAAAGCUGUUCAGAUCAUUCCAUCUCCACCCAAGGGCAAGCUGCCCAUCCUGCCUUAUGCCAAGGUGAAGAACUCCCUCCUGGCACCAACCAGCCUCGCCAGCACCCCGUUCUCAGACAAGCAGACUGGAGCCAAAAGCAGCCUGAAAAGCCCUCCAGACAAAAUCAAGUCCACAGACAGCAAAGUUAAAAGCGAAAGCCUAAUCCAAGACCACAUCAACACCCAAAUCAAGAAACCUCCAGGCAAGAAACGGGGGAGGAAGAGAAAAACAAUGGAGGAUAUUCUAGCCUUCGAAGCUCGAAAGAAGAGAUCCCUGUCGUUUUUCAGAAGGAGGGUACCUGAGAAACUUCCAACUGGUGCUUCGAAUUCUGCCUCUCAAGAGAAGCUGCUUGAUAUAUCCAAAAAGUAUCGGAGUAUUCGUCCCAAGCCGGUACUGGUCAUGGAAACUACUAUUCCACAACUUGUUCCGCUCCCUUCCUUGUCAGCAUCAGAGAACCUUGAUCAGGAGCUCGUAUUAGGACAGCAGAUAUCAAGUGCUCCACAGUCUUCGCAAGCUACUGAUCAGCAGUCUGUGUUAGAAUGUAAAAGUGGUGGAGGAAUGAUUUACACAGGAAGUCGUCCACUGCAUCGAUGUCCUACCUGCAACAGGUGUUUCCAGUUCAAGCAUCACUUGCAGAGCCACAUGAACAGCCACACUAACCUGCGGCCUUACGUCUGCCCGGUAUGCAGGAAGGCCUACGCUCACUCAGGCAGUCUUAGCACACAUAUGAAGCUGCACCAUGCUGAAAGCAGGCCCCGGAAGAGCCUUUGCUGUGAAUUCUGUGAGAAGUCAUUUGGCUAUGUGGGUGUCUACUUCAGCCACUUGAGAGAGGUGCACCGGGUAAUACUUACUGUUGAACCGUCCAUCAGUCAACAUGAAGAAAACAUGUCUGUAGGAGAGUCUUCAGAAGCUGAUGAACAACGUGUUGACCCGGUCGAGCUACAAAUUAAGUGUGGGCGCUGCCAGGCCAUCACCCCUACCUUUGCUGACAUGAAGCUGCAUUUGUUGUAUGUGCACGGAGAAGAGGUCCAGGUGCGGUUGAGGGACGGGGCCAUGCGCGGGGGCCGUGAAGCAGAGGAUGAACUGGUCAAACAUGCAGCACAUUACUGGAGGCAGCUUAAUGAGAAACGCAACCUAGUUCACUGCGGCACCUGCGACGAGGAGUUCUUCUCCUUUUCCAAGUUCAAACGCCACCUCCAUUCUCACCAUCAAGAAGCCAGAGUGAGUCAAGAAGAGGAGGACGAAGAGGAGAUAAUAGGCUUUCCACCUGCUGUUUACUUGGACAAUGGCAAGAGACAUCGCAUAUCAAUAUUUCUGACUCAACAGAGCACAGACAGCCAAAAGCUCAAGCUUGCUAUAGCUUACACCCUUAACACAGCUUUUAAAGGGCCAAUUAGGGGAAGUUAAACCGUUUGCCAGAACAGUGUGGCAAUACACUGUAUAAAAGACUGAGGGAAUAAAACUUUCAGGAUAUGACCUAUUGUUCUGAGAUAAUGUGCGAUGUAAUGUUCUCCAGCUCUCUUGGACAGAGCACGGUCAACGAAAAAGCCCCAUCGCCGCAGGCUACAAGGAGCGCCAAGAAACCGCACCUGCCAAAGACAGACUCCAUCACGAGAGCCAUAUCAGGUUUUACUGCAGGGGUGUGUGUGUGUGUGUGUGUGUGUGUAUGCCUCUGAGGAAACAAAGCCUUUUAAACACCUUUUCGUCUACACAUCAUCCAAAGGUACAAGCGCAACCUCCUAGCAAUGCCUUUAACUCUGGGAAAACAUUACACGCAACAUUCGGCUUCAGGACUGUGAAGACAAAAGGAAAAAAAAAUGAAAGUAUAAAGACUAGCAGAAAGAAGUAUAGAGGAAGAAAUGUCGGUCAUGUAAGUUUGGAGAGCUAUGGGGAAAAGAUUUCUGUGAACUAAAAAACACAUAGCAUAUCCAUAAGCAGCAAGCCACCCACUAGCUCUUGCUAGCCCAUUAUAGGCCUGGCCUAGCAUUAAAAAAAAAAAUGCAGCCCUCUAUUCGGAAAGUCCAAGAUAUAAAUUGAAAAAACAAAAGUCCACUGCUGUUCUUAUGCACUUUUAUGAUAGCAUGAUAGAAUUGUGUCUGCAUAAUUUUCGCAACACAUCUGUUAUUGCACAAAUCAUCUUUUGGACCCACUAACUAACUCCCUAAUAGAACUAAAAGGAUUUACACACAUAUAUAUAUAUAUAUAUAUAUAUAUAACAAAAUAAUAACAAAUCCGUUUCUAUUUUUUUCAAAGUAUCAUCAGAUUUGCUCAAGCACGAGAAGUGUUCCUGUUGCUAUAGUUAAUUCUGUCGUGAAACUUAGAUUUGAAGAAAGCUUUAUCACACCCCUCAACUGGCACCGUGGAAAAGA
This is a messenger RNA of Puntigrus tetrazona (Sumatra barb), 3483 nucleotides long. It is a transcript of the gene znf438, whose product is annotated as zinc finger protein 438. The record is from RefSeq and is a predicted model, not a curated record. Gene Ontology annotation, cellular component: nucleus. Gene Ontology annotation, molecular function: DNA-binding transcription factor activity, RNA polymerase II-specific; sequence-specific DNA binding. Gene Ontology annotation, biological process: regulation of transcription by RNA polymerase II. Lineage: Eukaryota; Metazoa; Chordata; Actinopteri; Cypriniformes; Cyprinidae. The transcript has 8 exons. Bases 362 to 2521 code for a protein of 719 amino acids.